GAGCAGGCGGCAGCCAGGAACCCCCUGCAGAGCCAAGGUCCCUCUGAUGGGGUUUCACGGUGGUGGAACAAGAGCAAGACUUUCCUCUUGAUUUUUGUUCACCAUCAUGGAUGAAUAAGGAGAACAAGGUUGUUGUUCCUGAUGCUGGAAAACCUUUUGAAGAGAGGGAGCCAAACAGUGACUUGAGCCACACAAGUUUCCUAGAAAAUGAGAGACUGAUGGCCCUGGCAAGCCUGGAAGAGUCUUCUGAUGAUGAUAUUGAUGAUGAAGAAUUUUAUGAUGAUCAUUUGGAAGCUUAUUUUGAGCAACUGGCAAUUCCAGGAAUGAUGUAUGAAGACCUAGAAGGACAGGAACCUCCGGAACACUAUUUUAAGUUACCUACAAGUGAUCCUAGUCAGGCAGAUAAAAACAGCGUCUCUCUGCUCUCCCAUGGCUCAUGCUCUUCAGGCAGCUCCGAAAUUCCCUGCGGAGAGUCUGGUGGGGGGCACGUCUGUCCGUCUGCAACCCAUAGUUCUGUCUGUCCUGGAGAUAGUAGGGGCGGCACGUGGAUGGUGUGUUACGUGUUUCCUCUAGUACGUGGGGAACUGAAAAGGAGAAAGAAAGGGCAGACGGGUUGAAGAGUAUUGUUCCACUUUGUGGCAGA
This is a messenger RNA of Phacochoerus africanus (Common warthog), 643 nucleotides long. RefSeq names its product centrosomal protein of 192 kDa-like. Gene Ontology annotation, molecular function: protein kinase binding. Gene Ontology annotation, biological process: centrosome duplication; centrosome-templated microtubule nucleation; centriole replication. The record is from RefSeq and is a predicted model, not a curated record. The coding region runs from base 111 to 617 and encodes 168 amino acids. Lineage: Eukaryota; Metazoa; Chordata; Mammalia; Artiodactyla; Suidae. The transcript has 6 exons. Gene Ontology annotation, cellular component: pericentriolar material; centriole; cytoplasm.